AUGAGAUUGAGGUUAAAACGAGAUACAAUUAGCCCCAUCCCUUCAAUAAAGUAUGAAUCAUGUUCAAAAACUUCAAAUAAAGAACCGUUGGAAUGUGAAAUCACAAUUGGCGGUUACUAUUACGUGAAAGUCACCAAUAACAUGGAGGAUGAAUCAAAUUGUCGUGUAGGCGAAGUUCUUGCUGUUCGAAUUAAUGAUGAAAAUAUUCACGAAUAUUAUAUUACUUACGCGUUACAUAAUAGAAGACUUGAUGAAUGGGUGAGAUCUGAUCAAAUUGAUACCAAAAGGGAGGUGGAUAUCAAAUUACCUAAGAAAAGAAAAUUACUUCAAGAUGAUACGAUUUCUAUCGCAAAAACGCCUACGUUACUUGAAGAUUCUCAAGAUGAUGUUGUUACGUUUGCUUUGGAAACACCAAUAAAAAGCGAAGAUUCCCAGGAUAUUUUCUUUUAUAGUCCAGAAUCACCUGCAUCACAAUUGCUGCCUUCUUCAGACGUGAAUGGCGAUGUUGGUGAUAAUGAUUCAAAUAUGAAUGACGGAUCUCCGGCUUUAAAAUACUUAACACCUCCACCUUCAAUCAGAUCUAAUAGUAAUAAUUCAAGUCCAAAAAUUGAUGAACCUUCAACCGCACAAAUAAAUCAGGAUAAAACACGAAUUACUUCAGGUGGUAAGAGUUUCAAACCAGUUAAAAUACGCGUAAAAAAUAUUAAGGAAAUUCAAAUAGGAGAAGAUCUGAUUGAACCUUGGUAUUUCUCACCAUAUCCUGAAGAAUUUAAUGAUGCGGCUGUUGUAUACAUUUGUGAGUUUUGCUUGAGUUAUUACAUAAGUGAAUUACAAUUCAGACGUCACAAGAAAAAAUGUAAUUUAUUUCAUCCUCCGGGAAAUCAAAUUUACAAAGAUGAAAUAGAAAAUCUCGCUAUGUUCGAAGUUAACGGAAAAAGGCAGCCAACAUAUUGCCAAAGCUUAUGUUUACUUUCAAAGCUUUUUCUUGAUCAUAAGCUACUCGCUUAUGAUACUUUACCAUUCUUAUUUUACAUAUUAUGCUAUUAUAAUGAAGUUGGAUAUUGUAUAAUUGGAUAUUUUUCUAAGGAGAAAUACAAUAUGGAGAAUAAUCUCGCAUGUAUCCUUACAUUGCCUCAACAUCAAAGGAAAGGUUACGGUAGGUUCCUAAUAGCAUUUUCAUAUACAAUAUCCAAAAUGCAAGGUAAAGUUGGCACACCCGAAAAACCUUUAUCAGAUCUUGGAUUAUUAUCUUAUCAACAAUAUUGGAUGGAAGCGAUUACUGAAGUAUUAUUAAAAGCUAAAGAAGAAAUUUCAGUUGAUGAAAUUGCUUAUCAAACCGGUAUUGAUCAAAAGGAUGUUCAAUACACUUUGCAUUUGAUUGGAAUAUGUGUCUAUUUGGGACAACCUUGUAUAAGAAUAUCAAAUGGAUUAAUAGAAAUGGUUAAAGGCUCAAAGGCAAAAAAGCGUUGUACAAUUAAAAAUGACUAUUUUGACAAACAAUGGGUGCCACUAGUUUAUAAUCCAGUACACUGUCGAUUCCUUUAA
Funneliformis mosseae is the source of this 1545-nucleotide messenger RNA. The record is from the annotation of a GenBank genome assembly. Lineage: Eukaryota; Fungi; Glomeromycota; Glomeromycetes; Glomerales; Glomeraceae.